Messenger RNA from Arachis duranensis, 624 nucleotides. Its product is annotated as uric acid degradation bifunctional protein TTL-like. The record is from RefSeq and is a predicted model, not a curated record. Lineage: Eukaryota; Viridiplantae; Streptophyta; Magnoliopsida; Fabales; Fabaceae. The coding region runs from base 1 to 624 and encodes 207 amino acids. The transcript has 4 exons. Gene Ontology annotation, molecular function: carboxy-lyase activity.
AUGGCUAUGACCUCUCCAUUCUCUUCAUUGGAACAUGUAAUUAUGGUUGCCAGAGACAUAUGGUCCCGUAAGUUGAAUGUUAGGUCUUGGUUGGAGGCUAUAUCAGGACGAUCUUGUUCUAAUGAAUACUUGGAAACGGCGAAUGAAGCUACUGUGCAGGAACUUUAUGAAUGGAGAUCAAUGUACGAGGAGAAAUUUAGGUAUGUUUUUGUGACAUUUGUAGCUGGUAGGAUCUCUAAAGACAUACUUGCUGAAUUAAAGACGCACUUUAAUAAUUCGCAUGUUGUUGAGUUGGAGAUUGCUUCAAAAGAGAAAUUAAACAAAGUAGUUGAUGACACUCUAGAUGGAGCAGAAACUGAUUCAGAAGACGAUUUAGAUGCUAUCUCCUUCGGUGAAUAUGACAUCGCCAGGAAUGUUGAGCUCGAUAAUGUUACAGAAAAAGACAAUGAAACUUUAAACACCCAGCAUAGAGAAGAUGACGUACAUGCUACAAAAAGGGGUUUCGAUCUGAAAAAGUUGCCAUGGUUUGGAGAUGACUUAUCAGAUCCUUUAUCACGUCACUGUAGUGAAUUUUUGACAGAGUUUUUCUGGCCAGGUCAAUACGAAGUUGAUGAGAAAUUUUGA